ACUGUAUAUACAAUCUGGGUCAGCUGCAGCUGGUUACUGCAUUUCUCCAUGUGGCAGACAGAGCAAAGCCACAACGCUUUCUCUGCUGGAUUAAAGACGGCCCACAGACCAGAACUUCCACUAUACUACUUAAAAUUACAUAGGUGGCUUGUCAAAUUCAAUUGAUUAGUAUUGUAAAAGGAAAAAGAAGUUCCUUCUUACAGCUUGGAUUCAACGGUCCAAAACAAAAAUGCAGCUGCCAUUAAAGUCACAGAUGAACAAACUUCUACACUGAUUUUUAAAAUCAAGAAUAAGGGCAGCAAGUUUCUGGAUUCACUGAAUCAACAGACACAAAAAGCUGGCAAUAUAGCAACUAUGAAGAGAAAAGCUACUAAUAAAAUUAACCCAACGCAUAGAAGACUUUUUUUUCUCUUCUAAAAACAACUAAGUAAAGACUUAAAUUUAAACACAUCAUUUUACAACCUCAUUUCAAAAUGAAGACUUUUACCUGGACCCUAGGUGUGCUAUUCUUCCUACUAGUGGACACUGGACAUUGCAGAGGUGGACAAUUCAAAAUUAAAAAAAUAAACCAGAGAAGAUACCCUCGUGCCACAGAUGGUAAAGAGGAAGCAAAGAAAUGUGCAUACACAUUCCUGGUACCUGAACAAAGAAUAACAGGGCCAAUCUGUGUCAACACCAAGGGGCAAGAUGCAAGUACCAUUAAAGACAUGAUCACCAGGAUGGACCUUGAAAACCUGAAGGAUGUGCUCUCCAGGCAGAAGCGGGAGAUAGAUGUUCUGCAACUGGUGGUGGAUGUAGAUGGAAACAUUGUGAAUGAGGUAAAGCUGCUGAGAAAGGAAAGCCGUAACAUGAACUCUCGUGUUACUCAACUCUAUAUGCAAUUAUUACAUGAGAUUAUCCGUAAGAGGGAUAAUUCACUUGAACUUUCCCAACUGGAAAACAAAAUCCUCAAUGUCACCACAGAAAUGUUGAAGAUGGCAACAAGAUACAGGGAACUAGAGGUGAAAUACGCUUCCUUGACUGAUCUUGUCAAUAACCAAUCUGUGAUGAUCACUUUGUUGGAAGAACAGUGCUUGAGGAUAUUUUCCCGACAAGACACCCAUGUGUCUCCCCCACUUGUCCAGGUGGUGCCACAACAUAUUCCUAACAGCCAACAGUAUACUCCUGGUCUGCUGGGAGGUAACGAGAUUCAGAGGGAUCCAGGUUAUCCCAGAGAUUUAAUGCCACCACCUGAUCUGGCAACUUCUCCCACCAAAAGCCCUUUCAAGAUACCACCGGUAACUUUCAUCAAUGAAGGACCAUUCAAAGACUGUCAGCAAGCAAAAGAAGCUGGGCAUUCGGUCAGUGGGAUUUAUAUGAUUAAACCUGAAAACAGCAAUGGACCAAUGCAGUUAUGGUGUGAAAACAGUUUGGACCCUGGGGGUUGGACUGUUAUUCAGAAAAGAACAGACGGCUCUGUCAACUUCUUCAGAAAUUGGGAAAAUUAUAAGAAAGGGUUUGGAAACAUUGACGGAGAAUACUGGCUUGGACUGGAAAAUAUCUAUAUGCUUAGCAAUCAAGAUAAUUACAAGUUAUUGAUUGAAUUAGAAGACUGGAGUGAUAAAAAAGUCUAUGCAGAAUACAGCAGCUUUCGUCUGGAACCUGAAAGUGAAUUCUAUAGACUGCGCCUGGGAACUUACCAGGGAAAUGCAGGGGAUUCUAUGAUGUGGCAUAAUGGUAAACAAUUCACCACACUGGACAGAGAUAAAGAUAUGUAUGCAGGAAACUGCGCCCACUUUCAUAAAGGAGGCUGGUGGUACAAUGCCUGUGCACAUUCUAACCUAAAUGGAGUAUGGUACAGAGGAGGCCAUUACAGAAGCAAGCACCAAGAUGGAAUUUUCUGGGCCGAAUACAGAGGCGGGUCAUACUCCUUAAGAGCAGUUCAGAUGAUGAUCAAGCCUAUUGACUGAAGAGAGACACUCGCCAAUUUAAAUGACACAGAACUUUGUACUUUUCAGCUCUUAAAAAUGUAAAUGUUACAUGUAUAUUACUUGGCACAAUUUAUUUCUACACAGAAAGUUUUUAAAAUGAAUUUUACCGUAACUAUAAAAGGGAACCUAUAAAUGUAGUUUCAUCUGUCGUCAAUUACUGCAGAAAAUUAUGUGUAUCCACAACCUAGUUAUUUUAAAAAUUAUGUUGACUAAAUACAAAGUUUGUUUUCUAAAAUGUAAAUAUUUGCCACAAUGUAAAGCAAAUCUUAGCUAUAUUUUAAAUCAUAAAUAACAUGUUCAAGAUACUUAACAAUUUAUUUAAAAUCUAAGAUUGCUCUAACGUCUAGUGAAAAAAAUAUUUUUAAAAUUUCAGCCAAAUAAUGCAUUUUAUUUAUAAAAAUACAGACAGAAAAUUAGGGAGAAACCUCUAGUUUUGCCAAUAGAAAAUGCUUCUUCCAUUGAAUAAAAGUUAUUUCAAAUUGAAUUUGUGCCUUUCACACGUAAUGAUUAAAUCUGAAUUCUUAAUAAUAUAUCCUAUGCUGAUUUUCCCAAAACAUGACCCAUAGUAUUAAAUACAUAUCAUUUUUAAAAAUAAAAAAAAACCCAAAAAUAAUGCAUGCAUAAUUUAAAUGGUCAAUUUAUAAAGACAAAUCUAUGAAUGAAUUUUUCAGUGUUAUCUUCAUAUGAUAUGCUGAACACCAAAAUCUCCAGAAAUGCAUUUUAUGUAGUUCUAAAAUCAGCAAAAUAUUGGUAUUACAAAAAUGCAGAAUAUUUAGUGUGCUACAGAUCUGAAUUAUAGUUCUAAUUUAUUAUUACUUUUUUUCUAAUUUACUGAUCUUACUACUACAAAGAAAAAAAAACCCAACCAAUCUGCAAUUCAAAUCAGAAAGUUUGGACAGCUUUACAAGUAUUAGUGCAUGCUCAGAACAGGUGGGACUAAAACAAACUCAAGGAACUGUUGGCUGUUUUCCCGAUACUGAGAAUUCAACAGCUCCAGAGCAGAAGCCACAGGGGCAUAGCUUAGUCCAAACUGCUAAUUUCAUUUUACAGUGUAUGUAACGCUUAGUCUCACAGUGUCUUUAACUCAUCUUUGCAAUCAACAACUUUACUAGUGACUUUCUGGAACAAUUUCCUUUCAGGAAUACAUAUUCACUGCUUAGAGGUGACCUUGCCUUAAUAUAUUUGUGAAGUUAAAAUUUUAAAGAUAGCUCAUGAAACUUUUGCUUAAGCAAAAAGAAAACCUCGAAUUGAAAUGUGUGAGGCAAACUAUGCAUGGGAAUAGCUUAAUGUGAAGAUAAUCAUUUGGACAACUCAAAUCCAUCAACAUGACCAAUGUUUUUCAUCUGCCACAUCUCAAAAUAAAACUUCUGGUGAAACAAAUUAAACAAAAUAUCCAAACCUCAUAGUGGUAUUAUUCUUUGUUUUACCUGUGGUCAUCUUAAACUGGUUUUUCAGUCCCUCUCCACUUCCUUCAGAACCAAAGAAUCUGUUAUAAGAUUCCUGGAAGGAACUGGGCAUCUAACUGUUACACCAAAUCUUAAGUGAAUAAAACUUUACCAAGGCUUCUCAGUUA
Homo sapiens (human) is the source of this 3543-nucleotide messenger RNA. RefSeq names its product angiopoietin like 1 (gene ANGPTL1). Gene Ontology annotation, biological process: blood coagulation. Bases 474 to 1949 code for a protein of 491 amino acids. Gene Ontology annotation, molecular function: signaling receptor binding. The record is from RefSeq and is marked reviewed. Gene Ontology annotation, cellular component: extracellular region. Lineage: Eukaryota; Metazoa; Chordata; Mammalia; Primates; Hominidae. The transcript has 6 exons.